Molecule: messenger RNA, 1240 nt
Organism: Theileria parva strain Muguga
Lineage: Eukaryota; Apicomplexa; Aconoidasida; Piroplasmida; Theileriidae
Product: WD domain G-beta repeat protein
Exons: 7
Coding region: 69-1166 (365 amino acids)
Biological process (GO): RNA (guanine-N7)-methylation
Cellular component (GO): tRNA methyltransferase complex; cytosol; nucleus
Molecular function (GO): tRNA (guanine(46)-N7)-methyltransferase activity; protein binding
Source: RefSeq, a predicted model, not a curated record
AAAAUGUGAAACAUUACCAAUAUCAUACAGAUAAUAGAAAGAAAAAAAGGAAUAGAUUGUAAUAUACUAUGGAAUCUGAUGAAGGAUACAUAUAUAAAUCUCCUUCUGUAGUUUGGCCCCAAAAAGGCUUACUUUUAUACGGAUCUGGAACAGUUUUAUACGUUUUCGACUACAAAGAAUCCAAAUUAUCCAAAAAGUUACAAUAUUCUGAGCCAAACCAAUUUGUUCGGAGUAUUUAUAUUGACGAGGAUUCAGUUGUAGUUGGGUUUGAUAACAAGGUUUUUACCGUUUAUGACAGCUCUUUUAACGUAUUAUUAACUAGAAAAUUUAAUAAAAAAAUCUCAUUUAUCGCAUUAUCUGAGGGCAAUGUCAUUAUCUGUGAUUUCUUCGGGGAUGUUUCCAUUCUGAAAUUGGACUUGGAUUCUAUUAAAAGUUCUAAAAAUAGAAACAUUGACUCAAAAUUGGCAGAAGAAAAGAAUAUUAAAGCAUCAGAAGAUACCACUAGGAACAAACUAACUAGUGGCAGUGGAGAUGUAAUCGUUCCCUUUUCUCAUUAUAGUACCAUAACAUCAUCAUUGAUCUACAAUGAUUUACUGUUUACUGGAAAUAAGGAUGGAAAGAUAUUCGUCAAUUCUUUAUCAAAUUUGCACGAAAUAAAGAACAUUUACUUAUCACACAAAAUGUCAAUUAGUUGUUUGGAUGUAAGGGAGGAUUUGAAUUUACUACUUUCUCUAUCCAUUGAUGAUACCAUACGGUUUUGGAAUAUUAAAACAGGUUUGGAAGUGUACAGGAUUAUUAUUGAAAAUAUGAAAUGCUUAAGUUAUUACUUUAAAACUAGAAGAAAUUUGAUCAUUCUGCUUUGCUUGGACGAGAUUCUUGUAAUCAAUUUCAGUUUUAUUAAAUUACAAUUACUUGGUUAUCAAGUGUACAAAUUACCCUUCACAGCCCAAAUGUGUACAUUUUUAGAAGAUACGCUGUUCAUAAUUGACGAUUAUUCAAGUUUAUACAAAAUUGACAGUAUUAAUGGAGUUGGUACAGAUUGUAAAGUAACUGGGAAUAAAAUAGCAAUACCAGUCAACUCAACAGUGUUGGAAAAUGUAGUGUGUAUUUACAAAGGCGACAAUAAAUGCAACAAGAUAAAUAUUAAAAAGAAUGUUAACGUGUAAUAUAUAAUUCUAAAACAUUUAACUCCUCUUUAAGAUUCUUUAACAAGUUGUUUCCAUGUAAUUUAUCCGAUUUA